AUGGCCGCCGACUACCCCAUUGUCGACUCCCACAUACACCUCUACCCGGAGUCGGAGCUGGAGACGCUCGCCUGGGCGACCCCAGGUGACCCCCUCGUGACGCAACGCUCCGUCUCCGACUACGUCGCCGCCACCGGCUCGCCGGCCAACCUCAAGGGCUUCAUCUUCCUCGAGACGGACCGCAAGCACGACCUCGAGGCGGGCGCCCGCGACGGCUCGGGGUGGGAGUUCCCCCUUAUGGAGGUCGCCUGGCUGCGCCGCAUCGCCGAGGGCAAGCCCCGCGACGGCGAGGGCCACACGCCCGACCAGGCCAGCCUGUGCCUCGGCAUCGUCCCCUGGGCCCCGCUGCCCUCGGGCGCCGCCGCCAUGGAGAGGUACCUCGACCGCGUCAAGGAGGUCGCGGGCGAGGCCGUCUGGCCCAAGAUCAGGGGUUUCCGAUACCUUCUUCAGAGCAAGCCCCACGGCACCGGCCUGACGGACGACUUCAUCGCCGGCCUGAAGCUCCUGGGUAAGCGCGGGUUCGUCUUCGACCUGGGCGUCGACCAGCACCGCCGCGGCAACAAGCAACUCGAUGAUACGUUGGAAAUCAUCUCUCGUGCUCACGAGGGUGUCCCCGAGGAGGAGAAGGUCACAUUUGUCAUCAACCACCUGUGCAAACCCGACCUCGGCAUCAUCAACACCACCGACCCCUCCUUCGUCCACUGGCGCACCGCCGUCUACGCGCUCUCAAAGUGCUCCAACACCUACAUCAAGCUCUCGGGCGGCUUCUCCGAGAUGCCCGAUUCCCUCAAGAGCCAGGACCCCAACGCCAUCUUCGAGGCCAUCUUCCCCUGGCUCGGCGUCGUCCUCGCCACCUUCGGCACCCGCCGCACAAUGUUCGGCAGCGACUGGCCCGUCUGCACCGUCGGCGUCGAAGAGGCCUGGCGCAAGUGGAAGCUCCUGGUCGAGCGCACGUGCUACAUGGCCACCCUCGAGCCUGAGGACCAGGCCGCCCUGUUUGGCGGCACCGCGCUCAAGGCGUACGGCAUCAAGGACGUUUGA
Messenger RNA from Colletotrichum graminicola M1.001, 1041 nucleotides. RefSeq names its product amidohydrolase. The transcript is spliced from 2 exons. The record is from RefSeq and is a predicted model, not a curated record. NCBI's taxonomy places the organism in Eukaryota, Fungi, Ascomycota, Sordariomycetes, Glomerellales, Glomerellaceae. Gene Ontology annotation, molecular function: hydrolase activity. The coding region runs from base 1 to 1041 and encodes 346 amino acids.